Molecule: messenger RNA, 1665 nt
Organism: Naegleria lovaniensis
Lineage: Eukaryota; Heterolobosea; Eutetramitea; Acrasida; Naegleriidae
Exons: 2
Coding region: 1-1665 (554 amino acids)
Source: RefSeq, a predicted model, not a curated record
AUGCCUCUCCCUGAAAGAGUCCGAAGAUAUACCUUCUACACUCUAGGUGGUUUUAUUUUUCUAGCUCUUGCUAGUAUCAUCUUGUACAAUAAUUAUUUAUUGAUUGAGCCUCAUCUGCACAUCAUCUUUUGGAGCAUGUGCACGAGUAUAUUAUUAACCAAGCUUAAACAACCGAUCAAGUCAUUUCUAAUUUCAUACACAAAAUCUAUUGAUUACAAAAUUCGGAUUGUAUUUGCCUUGUUUUUCUGGGCCAAUUAUGCAUACUUUCUAAUGAAUUUCCUGAUACGAUGGUUUGAAUAUAAUCAUGGCCAAAGAUUUAUGUUCACAUUGAUUUAUAUACUGGUAGCAAUGAUUCUAUUGAGUCCUUUCUUAUUAACGACGGAUACUCUGUCUACUAUUGUCACCAUGAUUGUGGCCUCUUUUGUUUUGAUUUCUAUUACUCUGUUGGUGGCUAGGACAGGAUAUAUUGAAUCGAAAAAAGCAACAGAAUUAAUUGGUGAUUUUAUUGACAAGAACAAGGAUGUGUUUUUGGAGAGUAUUAAUAAUUAUAAAAACGCAAUUGUGGAGCAGACAAACAAUCACUCGAAUUUGUUACCCGUUACCAAACCAUCUGAAAAUGUGACAGUUUGGAAAACAGCAGAAAGAUAUUGUGACAUGAUGUUGGGUGCGGCGAACAGUCAAUACGACUUUUUGCAUAAUAUUACAUCCAUGGUCAUGUCAAAGAAAUCUGCCAACAACACACUUUCCUCCCUACUUGGAAACAAGUUUUGCAAAAAGCAAGUGAUUUAUUUACAAGACAACAUUUAUUCGUUCAUUCAAUAUUUAUUAGGAUUGGUAGCAUCUAACAUCAAUAUUCUUGGAUCAUCUUUACAGACAUUCUUUCAAACCCUAGUCGAUUUAAUUUCAAAUCUCAAAGUUUUAGUGUUUUCGUCAUUCCUUUUCAUAUUAUUUGUGUUUUAUUUUGUGAAGCAUGAUGAAUUUUUUGUGGAAACGGCCAAGAAAGUUUCUCCAUUGACUGAAGAAGAAAGCACCGUAAUUAUUGAGAGUAUUGACACCAAUAUUAUCAAGACAUUAUAUUAUUUGAUAUCCUUUGGUGUGAUCAAUUUUCUCAUCACUACUUUUUCAUUCUAUCUGGUAGAUUUUGAAAUUGUAUUUAUAUUCGGUUUUCUUUCAUUCUUUUUAUCAGUCAUUCCUCUUAUUAGUAAUUGGGUUAUAUGGCUUCCAGCCACUAUUUAUUUACUAAGUAGAGAUGGAUUUGUAUCUAUUUCAUGGGUCAUUGUGUUAGUAGCUCACCUUUCUCUAUAUGCUAUUGAUACCAUGCUCUUCACAAGACUCUUCAAAAAACGAAAUCCAACACUACUAGGUGUCUCAAUUAUUUUAGGCAUUUAUGUGUUUGGGCAAAGUGGAAUUUUGAAGGGUCCACUAUUUGUCACAUUGGCCGUAACAUUGUUUGAUAUCUUUUCAGGGUAUGUUACUAUGGCGAACAAAGAAGAGCAAAUUGUCAGCAGUGGUGGUACCAAUGUUGGAUCAAAAAGACCCUCCCAUUCCAAAACUCUGAGCUUCUUUGAAUUAUUCACUCCACGUGGAGUUGGUGACGAGAUUAUAAAAGAAGAAAUUGUUGCUGCUCAAACAACAACAGCAACUGAAUCAAGUAACACCAAGUAG